Candidula unifasciata is the source of this 300-nucleotide messenger RNA. The record is from the annotation of a GenBank genome assembly. Lineage: Eukaryota; Metazoa; Mollusca; Gastropoda; Stylommatophora; Geomitridae.
AUGUUUGGUCGCCUCUUCUUCCUCCUGGUGGGCGUGUACUCAGGCGUCUUAGCCAAUCAGAAGUACAGAAUACCGGAAGUCCCGACACCAACCGAGGCCUGGGAGAGGGCCAAAGCCAGAUUUGAGGAGCGUAGAAGAUCACGGGCUGAUGACGACAGAAAACAUCAUCAUCAUCCCUGGUUUAGAAAGGAAUUUAACUCUGACUUCCACAACGACCCGGAAGUAAAGGACAUUUUUGAGAAAAUGAAAGCUUUACAAAAUAAAUACUGGACACAGGGCAGGUUACCUGAAGAGAAGUGA